Molecule: messenger RNA, 996 nt
Organism: Dissoconium aciculare CBS 342.82
Lineage: Eukaryota; Fungi; Ascomycota; Dothideomycetes; Mycosphaerellales; Dissoconiaceae
Exons: 2
Coding region: 1-996 (331 amino acids)
Biological process (GO): tRNA methylation
Cellular component (GO): cytoplasm
Molecular function (GO): tRNA methyltransferase activity
Source: RefSeq, a predicted model, not a curated record
AUGUCUCCAGCCUUCGACCGCAGGAAAGAGGCCAUCCUAGCCCAGCUGGCGAUCCCCGAGGGCGAAUACACCGAUCUCUCGCCCAAGGGGACCGUCGACGCCGGCGUCCGCGACCUCGUGGAUGAGAUCAACGCGCUCGCGGGCUUCGUCACGACCAGCAGUUGCGCCGGCCGCGUCGCGGUCUUCCUCGAGGGCGCGAAAAAGAAGGCUGCUGCUGCUACUACUACCACUACUACUGCUUCUACUUCUGCUUCUACUUCUGCUACUGCAACAGGAGAGGUAGAUCAUGACUCUGGUGAUGCCAUCGCCGGUGUCGGCGGCAAGGGCGGUGGGCGCUGGUUGUUCGUCUCGCACGAUCCGGUUGAUUUGGGGAAGCUCGGGGACGACGGGGAGCUGCUAUCGGCGCUCGGCGUGCCGGUGCAGGAGGAUCAAGGGACGACGGGUCACGGUAGCCUCGAUUUAAGGACAUGCCAAUUGCUACAUUUGAAAUUCGAACCGCUGAUCUUGCACAUCCUGACCUCCUCCCUCGAUGACGCGCAGUGCGCGCUGUCCGCGGGCAUGGAGGCCGGCUUCCGAGAGAGCGGCAUAGGCAGCGUGACGGGCAGCGAUGCGACGCCCCUGGUGGCCGUGCGAAGCGGCGGCCUGGCCUUCGACUGCGUGAUCGGAUACGCCGCGGACGCGGAUGGGAUCCGGCUGCUGGUGCCGCCUGCGUACAUCCGCAUGAUGCUGGGGGUCGCCAAUCGGCGCUUCGCCGCCAACGGCGAGCGCAGGGAGCGCUUCCGACACGCGUUGCGGAGGGGCCUGGCGGGCGGCGGAUCGGACGGCGCUCGACCUGCUGGCUGGGAGCCGGAGGAUGUCCGACGGGAGCGCAAGCGGGCGGAGGGGCUUCGCCGUCGAGAGGAGCUCGCGUCUCGUCGGCCACGGCAAGAAAUGAGCGACGCGCCGACGGAACAGGACGCAGUGGAUUUGGGAGUAGCCCUGAACGACGAGGUCUAA